AGCGACAACGACAACGACAACGACAACGACACCCCUUUUUGCGAUAACCCCCGACUCGCGCGCGCGCUUUGUGUAUUCCAUUUUCCGCGGACGAAAAGAGGAGAUUGUCCUGUCCUGUACUGUUAUUUGUACAUACAUACACACACAAACAAGAGCAAAGAUCGGCGACAGAUGCGAAACUGGGGUCAAUCUCUCUCUCCCUCAUCUUCUGCCGCGGGGACAAAGAGGUCUUGAUCGAGUACCGUCUACAUCUCCAUCUACAAUGUUACACUCCCAUCUUCUACUGAGAACCCUGCCCUGCAUCGCGAUCUGUGAUACUGGUCUCUAUUUCAAUUGGUCAUGCUUGCGCUUCUGGAGGGCAACUCUCAACUACUACUUUUCGGUUACCUUACGCUGUGAAGAAGAGGGUAGCUACUGUAAGUUUUCCUUUGUCUGUCUUGUCGUGUCCCAAUUCUCUUAGCUCAAUCGAGGUCCCCCCAUUCCAAAUCUUGAAUCUUGGAUCUGAACGAUUGUCUUGGUCCCAUUGAGCUGGGAUGUUUUAUUUUAACUAGGUUCAUCCCCCCGGGAAUGCAUCCCCAGUUUCGCAGCACAGGCUACAGCACAGCACCAACGCACCACAAGACAGCACAGCAAAAGCAGGCAAUUAACGCUCCCGAUUAUCGAACUGAAUGAGGGGGUUUAUUAGGGGGUUUAGGUUCCGGUUGCUGCUGCACAAUGGCGACCAAAGUCUAUCUAUCCUGUGCUUCAAAUAGAUUACCAUUCGAAAUACGACAGCGCUUGGUUUCUUUACUCCGAAAUGUUCCACGGUAGUUACUGCUAUUGGCUUGGAUUUGGUGUUUCGGCCUCCACGUCAUUGAGUCCAUGACCCCCGGCCUGCCAUCGUCAUCCGUUUUUGCCCUGUAAGACACAGGUUGAUACAUACUGUUGUGUGACUCUAGGGCUUCAGGGCACGAGUUCUUGUGACCACUUCACUGGCUUCGUUCCUCUGUCUGGGUGUCCUUUAGCCUCAGCUUCAAUCACCCGAGCACAGUAUUUCCAUGACCGUUUGAACCCUGAGAUGAGUUUAGACUGGAGGUGUCUAAAAACUCGUGAUAUACGCAGGGUCCUCUCAAGUCUUCUAGGGGACCCUCUUCUGUCCAAGGUAGUUAGCAGGUUACUAGGUGCUUACUAGAACUGCCUAGUGCUAAAGUUGGAAAAAGUCUACAGCAUUUCCCAGUUGUCAACCAGCCCAUCCUGCCCAUCCUAGCCUGUUCCGAAGUACUGUAUACCUGCCAGAGACUAGAGCCUCCCCACCAAGUUUCUUGAUAGAUUUUGAUAGAGACAAGACAAGUAACAACGGUCUCCCUCCCGUGCCCGAUCUCUCUUCUCUUCCCUUCUGAUAAGCACAGGCUUGUCUUCGUUCGGCUGGGUGUAGUAUAGUCUCGACUCGCCUCACCUAGUAUGUAGCCGCUUCCAUUCAUCAUCGUAUAGAAACCGUGACGCAUAUGAUUUGGUCCUAUUCCCUUAUCUUCAAACAUGUCUCCCUCCUCUUCACUCAUAUCAUAACGGACAUGAACAACUUGAGCUGAACUGCCAAGUUCUUCUUGUUCCCCAUUUGGGAGCUCGGGUCUCUCUCUCUCUCUCUCUAUCGUACAGAGGUUAGCCCUUCUACAUCGACACCCCCGAGCUAGAGUCUUGUCUCUCCGCGUGCCUCUAGAAUUGUCCCCGGAUUGGUAAGUCUCUCUGGUGUAUGACGAUCUCUAUAUUUUGCUGCACCUCAUCUUCAACAACCCUUUAUCCUUGUCGACGUAUUCUAUUUUGGCACUACGGCCUGAAAUAGAAGACCCCGUCUUUCUGGCUUUUCCCCUUUUCCAUUUCUCUCUCUCUUAUCUAGCAAGCAGCCCCCUCCUUGGUCCUACGAUAGUACCCUUCUCAUAGUCUACACUACACUACACUACACAGUACAGUACAUACAUAUUCACAGGCUGAGACUACGGAGCCAGCCCCGUCUCCCCCCUCCCCUUACACCCCUGUCAGAAAUCCCAGAACAAAGUGGGCUCGUUCUUCGGCAGCCGUUUUAAACGAUUCUCGUCAUCUUGAACCUAUGACAUCUUCCCGCUGCUCGAGGAGUACCAGUACUACUUCAUCUCAUUAAACCCCCCACCAAUCUCUCUACACGCCUAUCUUAUACCUCUUACAUACACUUGCACCACUACCACCUCGACUGAAACAACGGAGAGAUGCUUCGCUCAACACCAGCGAUACGAUCUUUGUAAUCUUACUAUCCCACAGAAUCCAUGUCUAUCUUGUCUACGGCUUGUCCACGUCAUCUGGACACUGCUUCGGCCUCAUUCAUGCCCUCGACACGCUAUCAACGGCUACGCCAACAAGACCGCAAUACUUGUCUUGAUCGCCAAACCCAGCAAACACGACGACGAUAUAGCAGAUCACAUAGCGGCCAGGGCAUCGCAUAGAAUUUCAGAGACCACAACUUCUUUUCUAUUCACCUCAAAGCAACACUACUUACUUACUUACCUCUGGCUCCUUUUACCAAUAACGCAUCAUUACAGAGGCUCGCACCUUAUUAGAGAGUUUCGACGCCCGCUACGACAUAACCAAGAGUAACGACUCAAGAGCCAGCCUAUAUAACCCCUAUUAUCUCACUUGUACUAUACGCACACAAUCUAUAGACGUUCAUGUCCUCAGAAGGCCCGUCACAAGCUGCCGCGACCGAUUCCGCCUCCGGUCCCGGUUCUGGUCCCGGUCCUCGACAGUCACGGACUCCCGAUCCGCCCACCGAUUCCGACCACGAACCCCCGGACUCGGGCCGGCAACGGUCGCCGUCACAAGGAUCUGCCAACACUUCUCGCCAUCGCGAUGUCGCCCCUCGCGAUUUCGUCCGGCUCUUCCAGUGUCAAAUCUGCUCAUUGCCCUUAGAUGAGCCCAUCAGCCUCCCCUGCGGUAAAAGUCUGUGCCGGCGCUGUUUACCAGGCACACAUAUGAGAACCAAUAUAACAUAUCCCGCCGCUCCAGACCGACUCCGUGGCUUUAAAUGUCCCUUUGAGGACUGCGGUAAGGAACACGCUAUUGGCGACUGCGCUAUCGAUGUUGUGCUCAACAAGGCGGCGCAACACGUGAGGGAAGAGAUCGAACGAUUCAAGAAUGAGUCCUCAACCACCGACCUGGCGACCAAGGUCAUGUGGCCCGACCCUUGGGCUGCUGCAGGCGUCUCUUCCAUGAGGGACGAUGAAGAAGCAUAUACAAAGGUGAUACCCGGUGGAAAGGUUAUCGCCACUUAUCGUCUCGCCGAAGAGGGUGACCUGUCUUAUGAAGCCGAUGUAUACUACGACGAAAUUACAUCGGCGACGCCAUCACCACCUUCUGAUGCUGAUGAUACAGGACUCGUUCGAAAAGCGCAAGACGCCACUCGCGCUGAGAUGGACUGUCAGGUCUGCUACGCACUCUUCUACGAUCCUCUUACAACAUCUUGCGGACAUACUUUCUGUCGAUCAUGCUUACAUCGAAUUCUUGAUCAUUCACGGUAUUGCCCGAUAUGUCGUCGCCCACUGGCUAUCAGCCGCCUAUUAAGUCAAACUUCAUCGCCCUCCAAUCAGACUAUCAAGCGCAUCAUCGAAACAUUUUGGUUGGAGGAAGUUAACGCUCGAAAGGAGGCACUGGACGCUGAGCGUGUAGCUCAGAUGCAAGAUUACGACCUCGCACUCUUUGUAUGCACACUGUCGUUUCCCCAGAUGCCGACAUUCCUGCACAUUUUUGAGCCGAGAUAUAGACUCAUGAUCCGGAGAGCACUCGAAGGAGACCAUACCUUUGGUAUGGUCAUACCCAAACGACCCCAACAUCCUGGCGAUGCCAACUUUCACGAGCUCGGCACGCUUCUCCGCAUUGUCAAUGUCCAGUUCUUCCCAGAUGGUCGGAGUCUUAUUGAGACUGUGGGCCUGUCACGCUUCCGCGUUCUCGAGCAUAGCUACCUUGACGGAUACAUUGUUGGCAAGACUGAAAGGAUAGACGAUAUUAGCCUCGAGGACGAAGAAGCUGCCGAGGCUGCUGAAGCAACACCGAUAGAGACUGAGGAUCAGCAACCCUUGCAGGCCAUGGAUACUGUCAAGGAACCCACUGAACCAACACCGACAUCGCCAUUACCACGGUCUGAUUCCUCCAGUCCACACAUGCCAACUUCAGCUACCGAGAUCGACUCAAUGUCUACACAGAGUCUUGUGCGCUAUGCCUCAUCUUUCGUCGCGAGAAUGCGCCAACAGAGUGUCCCCUGGUUGACAGAACGUAUGUUGACUAUAUACGGCGAGUGUCCAGAAGACCCUGCCAUCUUUCCAUGGUGGUUUGCCAGUAUGUUGCCGGUCAAAGACAUUGAGAAAUACCGACUCCUGGGCACAUCCAGCGUACGAGAGCGACUCAAGAUAUGCUGCACGUGGAUCUUGGAAUGGGAGACAUCCAGAUGGACAAAGCUGAUUCAUGGCCGCUCAGGUCCAUCCACGGCUGCACAAUCCUCUGAUUGACAAUGCUUGCCCUACUAUCUCUCGCUCGGCUUGGUUCUGCAAUUCGUGCUCUUGCUUUUCUGCUUUGCUGUGCAGUUGUUGUACCAAGCACAAGACGGUUCGCGGAGUUGAUGUUAUUCCACUUCUGACACGAACAGGACGAUUACGACUCGACGAUAGCUAGUUAGGGCGGUUUGGUUUGCAUCAUGGCAUUAUAACGCAUCAAAUGUUACAAGACAAAAGUCACAGCAGAACGUGUUCAUUUACAUGGGGUUGAAUAUUGGUUGAUUGAUUGAUUCGGUUGGGAGGCAUUUAGUCAUAGCAUCUUGUAGUACACUGAGUGAAUUUGCGGAUACCAUACCCCCUUAGCUAAUCUAGACAUCUUUCUCAUCAUCGCAUGUAGCAAGUUUCCAAUUUCUAUUACCAGUGUAUGG
Molecule: messenger RNA, 4921 nt
Organism: Fusarium verticillioides 7600
Lineage: Eukaryota; Fungi; Ascomycota; Sordariomycetes; Hypocreales; Nectriaceae
Exons: 2
Coding region: 2676-4508 (610 amino acids)
Source: RefSeq, a predicted model, not a curated record